This is a messenger RNA of Lytechinus variegatus (green sea urchin), 1837 nucleotides long. RefSeq names its product low-density lipoprotein receptor-related protein 1B-like. NCBI's taxonomy places the organism in Eukaryota, Metazoa, Echinodermata, Echinoidea, Temnopleuroida, Toxopneustidae. The record is from RefSeq and is a predicted model, not a curated record. The transcript has 5 exons. Bases 147 to 1181 code for a protein of 344 amino acids.
UCUUAACUUCUUAUUGUCUCCCUUAAGAUGCAGAAGGACUUUGCCGACCUGGUUAUUUCAGCUGCCCUUCCUCUGGGAUUUGUCUCUCAAAUCGUGCCCUAUGUGAUGGGCUCCCUCACUGUCUAUUUGCGGAUGAUGAGGAUGAGAUGCAUUGUCUUCAAGCUAAUCAAGAGGGGAGGAGAAUGCUUAGUAGGCGCCAGAGUGCAGAACCUAUUGAUCUAUCAGACUGCCAUUGUGAGAAUGGAGGUACAUGUAUGGAAGAUAGUGAUACAGGAUACUACUGCAUCUGUACUGAAGAAUACUCAGGGGAUCAAUGUGAAAUUAUGGGGAAGGCUAAACGGCACCACUUGGCAGCAGUCAUCGCCCGUUGUACAUGUAAGAAUGGGGGUACGUGUACUCCAACUAGCUCAGGAUUUGGCUUUGUGUGUUCUUGUUCACCGGGCUUCCGUGGUUAUGAUUGCAGCCACAACGACAGUAUUCCUAAUGGAUCGUCUUCCCCUGCGGAGUACGGCAUUGCAAUGGGAGCUGCUGUUGUCGCUGUUCUACUUGUCAUGUUCGGUGUGGCUCUUUGCAUCUGUGUAAUCUUACAGUACUUGAGGCAACAGAGGGAUGGCCCAGAGAGUCCAUACAGUCGGACCCUGAGUCGAGAUGUGUACAGCGUAGAGGGUGUCGAUAUAGCAGGCUUGCAGAUGGAAACAGUCGAGCCUAAUGACUACAUCCCUCCCAGUUACAACCAGUGUAUGCACCCCUCCCCCAGUAGUCCUGAUGGGGACGUCUUCCUCACCCCAUCCCAGUCCAGCCAAUUCAGCGUUGGGUCACGAUGGAGGCUACGCACCCCUGAAAGCCCUCCCCCUACCUAUGAUGCCAUCUUAGGAUUCUGCAAGGAGUGUAGCGAGUUGGCUCUGCGUAACAUGGCCAAACAGCAGCAGCAUCGCGGUCAAUCUCAGCUGCAGACGCCAAGUAGCGAUCAAUUCGACACCAUGAGUGGGAUCAGUAGUAACUACACCACAGGGCCUAGCAGUGCAUUUAACACCGGUAACAAUACACCCAUUGGACCCAUGCCAUUCUCCCCUCGUGCCUUGUUCAGGGGUAGUGGCACAGGGCAAGGUGGCCCAUCCUCCCAGUCACAGACAGACAGUCCGUUAGAAGAGUUUGAAUUGAGGAGAGUCCAGUCAACGUGACCCCAACCAAAUCUCGCUUUGAAGGAGCCUUUUCCUCCCCUUCAAAUUUUGCAGCACCACAGAUUUUUCUACAUCAGAUACAUUUGUAUUUUGAAGAGAAGUAUUAUAUAGGAUCCAUGUUUGUGUAGAUCAAGUAUGCUGAAUAGUCUUCCUCAUUCAGUUGAUUUGCUUAUCAUAAUUAUAAUAGAAUUAUAGAUAUUAUCUAUCCUUAAUCAGUAAAAUAGACAAACUAAUGCAUUUACCAAAUGAUAGUCUUAUGUAAUUGUCAGGUAUGAAAUACUUUCCCAAUACUUGCCUGUAUCCUUGUUGUUAUGACGUGGUUCCUAUUUAUGAAACAUUUCAACGAAAAUGUUCAAUCAAUCAAAUUUGUUUAGGAAAAAAUGCUGAGCUUUGUUGCUCAGCGUUUUGCAGAGUUACUUGACAAAAGGAAGCAAGUGACAUUUUUCAAUGAGCUAAGAUUUGACAAAUUGAUUUGAGGCCAAGUUUCAUACUAAAACACUAAUCCUAGUGCAUCAAAGUGCGCAUAUAUUUUGUUUUUUACUUCAUAUCUCCAUUCAUUAUCACCAAGUAGUGCUAUGUCAGACAUGUUUGGCCCUCCUAAAGUUGAUUGUUAGGAGACUACGCAGGUUUUUUUUCACCAUUGACAAAAUGCUAAU